CCCCACAUUGUACUUCCUGGCGUUUUUUCUUUCUUUUUUUUUGCAUUCUCUAUCUUUGCAGUCGUCAGUAGCUGUUGACUCCGACAAACCAAUCGCUGCGGAAAGGGUGCCUGGUACUGGGCGGACACUUCUUGUAGCACACGUUUGUCCCGAAGAGAGCUGCGGAGAGACUGCCAUCAGUUUCCACGGUGCGUCUGCGGCUCUGCUGACAUCAGACAGACAGGAAGGCAACGCGGCGAGUGGCAGCUCAACCGAAACAGGAAACUGCUGCAGCGGUGUUGUCACUGGCCUGGGAAUGACUGAAUUCUGGGUUUGUUUCAGCUGCUGUAUUGCGGAGCAGCCGCAGCCUAAACGGCGGCGGCGGAUCGACCGCUCCAUGAUCGGCGAGCCAACCAACUUUGUUCACACGACACACGUCGGGUCGGGCGACAUGGGCCUGGGAUUGCCGUCGGUGGAUCUGGUUCAGGCCCAGAUGAAGUCCAAAGGCGGCUACGUACACGGCGGCUCUGAAGGCUCACAAUUAUGAGUCCGUUCAAGUGCGGCAGAAACUACUACUGUUGUUUAUAGGAGGAAGCAGUUCACAGUCCGUCACGGACGCCGGACCAAAAGAUAAAAGUACUGCUCUUCCUUUAAUGUUGUAUAUAUAUUUUUUAUUUUCCAUUCCUUUUUUUUUUUUUAAUGAAAGCACUGCUAUCCAUUAGCUGCCAUGCUGUUGCACUGUAAAGAGGAGGCUUUAUUUAGUACGCUCGUCAUCAUCUCAGUCAGACGUAUGCUUGUGCGUGCGUGUGAGCGUGCGGGCGUGUGUGUAUGCAUGUGGAAAAUUCUGUCGCUCUCGUAGCCCACACGGAUGCCUGUAUUUAUUAUCGCAUUUGCAAACGGACCUCACGGUGGCUGGGCCACGCCCGAGACGUGGAACUUUCUGUUUCCGUCUUUUUUUUUUUUUCCUUUCUUUCUCUCUCUCUCAGAGGUUUGACCAAGGAUAGGUGGAGGUAGCAAAGCAAGAUGCUAGCUUUUUUUUUUCUUUUCUUUUGGUUUUCAGAGAAAUCUUAUGAUCCUCUGAGUUGUUUUCAGGGUUGAAGAUUGCUGUUUUCCACUAAACUUGAAUUGAGUCGUGUGCACUGGACCAUUUACCAUGUACACUCACGCCUGCUUAGGAAUUACGCUUUUUUUUUAUACUCAAAUAGAUUAAAAUCAUGUAGAAUUUUAAUAAACUAUGAACUUCCUUAUCUGUCUUCAUGUACUUAUUAUUUUGUAAGAUUUUUUUAAGCAGAGGCUUGUAGUAGAUUCUUGUUUUUGAAAUCUAGAAAAUCAUGCAAGCUGAUAUGAACUUGAAAGUAUCCCCACCGCACACAAGUGAGUGGGUCGGGUUCCACACAGAUGCCAGUGUUCUCCAUUUGGACCUGGUCAAUGUCCAUGUUUUUUCUUUUUUUUUUUUUUUAUCCACCAGAGUUUUUUCAUCUUAGCUCUUUUGUCAGCAGGGUAUGAUAAAAAAAAAAAAUGCGUCUUGGGUCACAGGCCAAAGGAAGAACAUUUGUGUGGCGCUCGCAUAUUUGUUUUGUGUAUGAUAUUUUAUAGAGAUAUUUUCUCUCUUAAUGACAACAUUAAAGCACAUGAGGGGAGUGGGCGUCAAUGAACUUGUACACUUUUAAGUACUGAUCCAAAUUAGGAUUGUUUGGCAAUUAUUAAUAUCUGCUCUUAACUGCGUGCCAUGAUGUCAUAUUUCCUCAAACAUAGGCCGAAGCUCUUUUUUUAAAAAAAAAAUUCUAUGAACCUUUAAAUGCAUUAUAAUUUCAUGUUUUAAUUCAAGUCUGAGAAAUUAUCUCAAAUACACCAACUUCCACUUUAGCAUCAUCCAUGUGUCUUGUAUACAAGGUUCAAAUUUGGAGGAAAUUGGACCUAAAAAAAAACCUACUAGGCUUUGCCUUGGGAAGAAAAAUUCAAGUGGCUCUACGAAGGCCAUAUUUGGUGGGACACUUUUCCACCAUGCUGCAAGUUUCAAAUUAGGUAGCAUAAAAUUGGCCAAACUGAACCUAACUCCAACUUGGUGCAAAAAUAAUUGACAAGUUGCUUGGUAAAACUGGGAAUGUUUCCCCACUUAAUAGUUUAAGUAGAUGUCGCACCCAGCCAAUUUAAUCGUUGGAGCGCAGGCCGCUAUUUGAGGAAAUAUGCAAGUUUUGCUCUGUCAGGCUAAAGCUACUAAAAGCUCUGCAGCCUCAUCACGGACCUACAAUCACAUCCGACCUCUUACUUUUGUCGUCAUACGACUCCAGCACAUUUGCUUCACAUUGAUUGUCGUAACGCGAUCGCUGGUUCAGUUUCAUCGUCUCGGCCUUAAUGAGAGCAGCUAUGGUAUGAAUGUUAACCGGCGCUAACGUUCUGUGCGCCGUUCAUUGCUCACCGGGAUCUUUUCAAUGCAUGCAUGCGCUUCUGUGUAUGUGUAUCUCCUGUGGUUGAACACGUGUCCAUCAGAAUGUAAUUGUACCAUAAAGCCAGCAAAACAUGUUAGUGUCUGUCUGUAGCAGGCAAUAGAAGAAAAUAUACCAGCCAGAGUCUUUAUAUCCAUUCUAAAAGAUAUUAUUGUCCCCAAGUCAGUCACCCCAGAAAAAAAAAUUGUAUUUACAGUGACCUGUUUCCCCAUUAUGACUUUUUUUUUUUUUAAGCUUUAAAGUAUGUAACCAUUUAUAGGAGUUCAAUAUUUUUCAUGUGGAAAGUUCUUCACAUUUGUUUUUCCCACCCCAUCUGCUGGUUUACAGUGGAUAGAAAAAGUCUUCAGUGCACAGCCCUGUUGAAAUCAAAAAUAAAAUUGAGGGAGUCGGCACACACCUGCCAACAUUUAGUUGCUGGUGUAGUAGAAUGUAUGAAGAAAAAUGUUAGGAAAAGCCUACUAAAACAUCUGAACUUUAUUUGGGGUUAGUCAGAGGCACCUUUAAACACCAGGUGUGAAUUCUGAACACAGACACAUCCUGGCUAUAAGAGGGUGUGCACACUUGUGCAACCACAUUCUCAAUUGUUUCAUUUUUACUCAACAUUGAGAUCUACAGGUUAUAGGUUACUUUUUUUAUUUUUUUUUUAUUUUGUGAUGAAAGUGUUGUCUCUUUUUCUGUCCAUUGUAAAUUUCAACUUGUGAACAGCAGGGUGUACUUGAGGGUUGAGUUGAAAGUAUUUUUUUUUUUAUUCCCCUUUUGAGUCGUAACAUUUGUUUCAUGCUGUAAGGCAACAAUAAGAAAUACAUAUACUUCUGUUUUAGUUACAUUUUCAAUGUUGUAUAAAUUGCGGGGCUGGAGCAGUCUUUUCCCACCUAAGGGCACUGUAUGACAUGUUCCUUCCAUUAAGAAAUAAGUCCAUCCUGUUUUUCAUUUCUGCAAAUGGGAAAUAAAUGUCACGUGUUGAUGUUUUA
This is a messenger RNA of Syngnathus acus (greater pipefish), 3397 nucleotides long. RefSeq names its product CDC42 small effector 2 (gene cdc42se2). Gene Ontology annotation, cellular component: plasma membrane. NCBI's taxonomy places the organism in Eukaryota, Metazoa, Chordata, Actinopteri, Syngnathiformes, Syngnathidae. Gene Ontology annotation, molecular function: small GTPase binding. The record is from RefSeq and is a predicted model, not a curated record. The transcript has 5 exons. Gene Ontology annotation, biological process: regulation of Rho protein signal transduction. The coding region runs from base 296 to 526 and encodes 76 amino acids.